This is a messenger RNA of Colletotrichum higginsianum IMI 349063, 990 nucleotides long. Its product is annotated as UDP-galactose transporter. Gene Ontology annotation, biological process: pyrimidine nucleotide-sugar transmembrane transport. Gene Ontology annotation, cellular component: Golgi membrane. Lineage: Eukaryota; Fungi; Ascomycota; Sordariomycetes; Glomerellales; Glomerellaceae. The transcript has 3 exons. The record is from RefSeq and is a predicted model, not a curated record. Gene Ontology annotation, molecular function: UDP-galactose transmembrane transporter activity. The coding region runs from base 1 to 990 and encodes 329 amino acids.
AUGACUUUCGCAUCUGACAAGAACCCGAAAAGCUCAUUGCAGACCCGCCCCGAAGAUGAUGCUGUACGAUACGAACCGCUGGGUGCCAUCAUUCUGUCCGAGAGUCUAAAGCUGUUUGUUUCCCUAGCCGGCGCCGCCUUGGCCUUUCUCAGUCACACGGCCGCCGGCACCUCUCAGUCGUCCUCCAGCUUCCUGGCUUAUGUCCGGGGUGGCCAUGACAACUCCGCUAUCCCGGCUUUUCUCUACACGUUAUCGGCCACGAGCCAGAGUCUGGGCGCAUACCAUCUUGACAUUAUACCCUACCUGAUGCUUUCGCAAGUCAAACUCAUCUUGACUCCUAUCUUCAGCAAGGCCCUCCUGAAGCAGACGCUGAAACCGCAUCAAUGGAUGUGCCUGGUCGCCAUGGCAACGGGUAUGGUGUUGGUGCAGGUCGCUUCAGCUGCACGAUCAUUCCACGCUGACGGUCCACGCGUCGCUCAAGACGGCAAAGAUGUCCUCUUUGGCGCCGUCGCCAUGUUGGUCGCUGGCUGUUGCAGCGCCUUCGCCGGUGUUUACAUGGAGGCCGUCCUGAAGGCGUCGGAACAUGGCUUCAUGGUCCGCAACGCUCAGCUGGCCGCUUACGGUUGCCUUUGUGCCAUCGGCGGCUUCUUGUGGCACUCUGACUUCAGACUGGAAGGCUUCUUCCGCGGCUAUAACGCUUUGGUCUGGGUUUUGAUCUCUCUACAAGCCACGGGAGGGUUCCUGGUAUCGUGGGCAGUCCGCAUAGCCAGCACUAUUGCCAAGAACUACGCGCAAAGCCUCGGCUUUUUAGCAGCAUCCACGAUCCCGAUGCUUUCAUCGUCAUACCCGUUGAGUUCCGAGCUGUACUUUGGCAUCGCGCUAGUUCUGGGAGGCGUGUUUGGUUCUUUGUGGAAGAACGAGGUGCAAGUCAGCGGGGCAAAAGAUGGGGAUGAAAGCAACAGGAAACCUAGAAACGAAUCAAUAGUCUAA